Anguilla anguilla (European eel) is the source of this 774-nucleotide messenger RNA. RefSeq names its product C-X-C chemokine receptor type 1-like. NCBI's taxonomy places the organism in Eukaryota, Metazoa, Chordata, Actinopteri, Anguilliformes, Anguillidae. Gene Ontology annotation, biological process: neutrophil chemotaxis; immune response; G protein-coupled receptor signaling pathway. Gene Ontology annotation, molecular function: C-X-C chemokine receptor activity. Gene Ontology annotation, cellular component: membrane. The record is from RefSeq and is a predicted model, not a curated record.
AUGGUGAGUCAUAUGUGGAUCUUUGGGACUGUCCUGGGCAAGCUGGCCUCAGGCCUACAAGAGGCCACCUUCUACAGCGGAGUCCUCCUGCUGGCCUGCAUCAGCGUCGAUCGCUACCUGGCAAUCGUAAAGGCCGCCCAACCUGUUUUUAAAACGCGCCACCUGGUGGUCGUGGUGUGCGGAGGGGUGUGGCUGGCGGCUGUUGGGCUCCUCUCCCUGCCCGUCCUGGUGCAGCGGGAGACGUUUCAGCCGGGGAACCAGGAGAGGUUGGUGUACCACGAGAACCUGUCGGCAGAAAACGCGGCCGAACGGCGUUUGGGCCUACGCGUGCUUCGCCACGCCGCCGGAUUCUUCCUCCCGUUGGCCGUCCUGUCCUUCUGUUACAGCUUCACUGUCGCCAUGGUCCUCCGAGGCUGCGCUGCCCAGAAACACAAAGCCAUGCGCGUUAUCCUGUGGGUGCUGCUGGCUUUCGUUGGGCGCUGGCUCCCAAACAACAUGGCCACCCUCACGGACUCACUGAUGCGGGCCGGGUGGGUGACGGAGACGAGUACCUUCCGGAACCGGGUGGACUUGGCUCUGGAGGUGACCCAGGUCCUGGCCUUCCUGCACUGUGCCAUUAACCCCAUCCUGUAUGCUUUCAUUGGCCAUAGGCUCCGCAACCAGUGCCUCACCGUCCUCUUCAAGCACGGCCUUAUCAGCAAGAAGGUCCUGUCUAACUAUAGGCACAGCUCCACCCGCAGCUCCUCCUCCUAUAAGACAUCUAUCACAAUGUAG